GAUGCGUCCUCCCCACGUCGUGUGGACAUAAAAAAAAUAAUAAUAAAAAAGGACACCUGCAACUGUGAUGACUGCAGAAGAAGUACAGCACUCCAAAGAAAGGCAUCAUGACAACUUGUGCACCGCAGGCGUGGCCUGUUCCAAUAUGUCCGUCAUAAGGUGAUUAGUGCUCUGGCAAGUCUGGAAGUCACUUUUGCCCGCCAAACCGUGGAUUCAACACGCACGUCCGUCCCGGUUCUCUGGAGGUUUUUUUUUUUUUGCAUCGCCAUGAAGCGGAAUAAGCCCUGACCAAGAGAAGACAUGGCUUUCCCCAGGAGGAUUUGGCAGCUGCUUCUUCUGAAGACUCAACAAUUCAACUCUGGAAAAGAUGCUUUAAAUCUCGGAGUUUCAUUGCUGUAAGUCCACUUCAGUACAGGAAAUCAGGAUGAAAAGAUGGCAGCCAUGCUGUUACCAACGGGUCCUGAUGGCUUGCGGCCGUUCACUCGCGAAUCCUUGGCUGCCGUGGAGCAGCGGAUUGCAGAGGAGCAGGCCAGGAAGGCCAAGGAUUGCAAGGAGACUCACAAGAACGUGGAGCCGGGCAGACCUCGGCUCGACCUGGAGGCGGGCAAGCAGCUGCCGCGCAUCUUCGCCGACAUCCCCACAGAACUUAUCGGGGUGCCACUGGAAGACAUCGACCCGUUCUACUUCAAGAACCAGAGGACCUUUAUAGUACUUAACAAAGGAAAGGCCAUCUUCAGAUUCAGUGCCACAUCUGCUCUUUACAUUUUCACCCCCUUCCACUUCCUCAGAACUAUUGCCAUCAAAGUUUUAGUCCACUCCUUGUUCAGCCUGUUCAUCAUGUUCACCAUCCUGACCAACUGUUGCUUCAUGGCCAUGUCGGACCCAGCACCGUGGACCAAGCACCUGGAAUACACUUUCACUGCCAUUUACACUUUCGAGUCAGUGAUAAAGAUAUUUGCCCGAGGAUUCUGCACAGUUCCGUUUACCUUUUUGAGGGACCCGUGGAACUGGCUGGACUUCAGCGUCAUCGUCAUGGCAUACGUAACAGAAUUUGUAGACCUGGGAAACGUCUCCGCACUCAGAACCUUCAGAGUGCUGCGCGCCCUGAAAACCAUCUCGGUCAUACCAGGUCUGAAGACCAUCGUGGGAGCCCUGAUCCAGUCGGUGAAGAAGCUGGCGGACGUCAUGAUCCUGACCGUGUUUUGUCUCAGCGUCUUCGCCCUGAUCGGCCUGCAGCUUUUCAUGGGGCUGCUUCGGCAAAAGUGCAUCCGGAGCCUGGCGCACUGCAUCAACUCCUCCUACAGUCUCAAUGCGUCUUUCAUCUGCAACAACAGGACCUGGAGCUCCAGGGCGGACUUUCUCACCAGCGAAGAUAAUUUUUACAAAGUCGAAGGAGCAAAGGAUGCCUUAAUAUGCGGAUACGGCAGUGACGCGGGGAAGUGCCCGGAUGGAUUCGACUGCCUGAAGGUGGGGAGGAAUCCCAACUACGGCUACACCAGCUUCGACACUUUCGGCUGGGCCUUUCUGGCCCUUUUCCGUCUCAUGACCCAAGACUACUGGGAGAAACUGUUUCACCAGACUCUGCGCUCGGCCGGGAAAACCUACAUGGUGUUCUUUGUGCUGGUUAUCUUCCUGGGCUCCUUCUACCUGGUCAACCUGAUCCUGGCUGUCGUAGCCAUGGCCUACGAGGAGCAGAACCAGGCCACCAUCGCCGAGGCCUGGCAGAAGGAGAGAGAAUUUCAACUGGCCAUGGAGCAUCUCCGUCGAGAGCAGAGAUUGGCAGCGAAAAGGCAAGCGCAAGAAACCGACUCCAUCUUGUCCCCGGAGCGGUCUCCGUUCUGCGUGAAGACGGGAAGUUUGAGGAGAAACAGCACUCGAAGGAGACGAUCUCACAGGGCGUUAUCGGAAGAAACGGCGGAGGAAGCUGAGGACAAGAUUGACCCGCUGGAUGAGCUAAAGCCUCCGCUGUCUCCCCUGCCGGCGCACCCUCUGCUGGCCACGCUCUCCUCCCACCCGCUCAGCACCAGGCGAGCAAGCCAGGUCAGCAUCUUCAGCGCCUUUCGGGUACGCAACAACUCCGAGGCUGACUUUGGGGACGACGAAUACAGCGUCCACGGGGACGCGUUCAGAAGCCGCGCAAGCUCGACUGCGACACACUGGAAGCGGAGGACAGGCAGCGUGAGGAGCCAUUGCUCCCAGGUCUUCACCCCCAACCUCACAGUCAACGGACGGAUCAACGUUCCCCUCGACCACAACGGGGUCGCGGCGGUGGGGCCGCACACUCUGGGCUCCCUGCCGGCUUACAGCAUGGAGAGGAUCAAGGAGGACACGAAGCCCACCAGUACAGAAGACAGUGUCCAAAAACCUCUACUUCAGCCGUCCCCCACAGUGACCGAGCGUCCUCCUGUGCUCAGAAAAAGAGGACUCAGCUCCGUCAGCUUCUUCAGUGACGCCAUGGACGAGUUGGAAGAGUCUAGACAAAAGUGUCACCCCUGCUGGUACACGUUUGCCAAGAAGUACUUGAUAUGGGACUGCUGCUCCUGGUGGCUGAAACUGAAGGAAUGGGUGAAGUUGAUGGUGAUGGAUCCUUUCCUGGACUUGGGUAUCACCAUAUGUAUUGUGCUGAACACCCUCUUCAUGGCCCUGGAACACUACCCCAUGACUGACGAGUUCAACACCAUGCUGUCAGUGGGAAAUCUGGUUUUCACUGGGAUCUUUACGGCCGAGAUGGUACUGAAGCUGAUCGCCAUGGACCCGUACUAUUACUUCCAACAGGGCUGGAACAUCUUUGACGGAGUCAUUGUUUGCCUCAGUCUGAUGGAGUUGGGUCUCUCCAAUGUGGAGGGGCUAUCUGUUCUGCGCUCCUUCAGACUGUUGCGAGUCUUCAAACUGGCCAAGUCUUGGCCCACCCUCAAUACGCUCAUUAAAAUCAUUGGCAACUCAGUCGGCGCUCUGGGAAACCUGACGCUGGUGUUGGCCAUCAUCGUCUUCAUCUUCGCCGUGGUUGGCAUGCAGCUCUUUGGCAAGAACUACCAGGACUGUGUGUGCAAGAUCUCUCAUAACUGUCAGCUUCCUCGCUGGCACAUGAAGGACUUCUUUCACUCCUUCCUGAUUGUGUUCAGAGUGCUGUGUGGCGAGUGGAUUGAAACCAUGUGGGAUUGUAUGGAAGUAGCCGGGCAACCGCUCUGUAUCCUGGUGUUCAUGCUGGUCAUGGUCAUUGGGAACUUGGUGGUUUUAAAUCUCUUCCUGGCCUUGCUGCUCAGCUCUUUCAGCUCUGACAACCUCUCGGCCCCGGACGAGGACGGCGAUUUGAACAACAUCCAGAUCGCCAUCGCUCGCAUCCACUCGGGCGUCUCUUGGCUGACCAACGGCGUCACGGACCUCUUCAACCACACUUUGAGAUGCCGGCAAAGGAAGACCAAGGAACGCUGCAAAGCAGUGGUGCUGGUCGGCAACCACCUGGAUAGCAACGGUGGGAUUUAUGGACGCUACGGGGAUAAGUACGUCAUAACGGAGGAGGACAGCUACAUGACCAACCCCAACCUGACUGUCAUUGUUCCUAUCGCGCCUGGGGAGUCCGACGUGGAGUUUAUGGAGGAAGAGGAGAUUUCCGAAUCAUCAGAGGAUGAAGACAACAAAGAGAAGAUCAGUCUGUCAGAAGGCAGCACCGUGGAUCUCCGGAAGCCUGGUGAAGAGAUGGACAAUUUGUCGGAACUGGCUGAAGAGUGUAUGGAGCCAGAGGAAUGCUUCCCGGAAUUUUUCUUGAGGCAUUGCCACUGCUGUGAAAUCGACAUCAGCCAAGGUCUGGGCCAGGCCUGGUGGAGACUGAGGAAGACCUGCUACCAGAUAGUGGAGCACAGCUGGUUUGAGACCUUCAUCAUAUUCAUGAUCCUGCUCAGCAGUGGAGCUCUGGCGUUCGAGGACAUCUACAUCGAGAAGAGAAAAGUCAUCAAAGUCAUGUUGGAGUAUUCCGACAAAGUCUUCUCCUACAUCUUCGUCCUGGAGAUGUUCCUCAAAUGGAUCGCGUACGGCUUCAAGAAGUACUUCACCAACUACUGGUGCUGGCUGGACUUCCUCAUCGUGGACAUCGCGACAGACCGCUCUAUUGUUAGGGUGUCGCUGAUAAGUCUGGUGGCAAACUCUCUGGGAUAUUCCGACUUUGCUGCAAUCAAGUCUCUGAGGACGCUCCGAGCUUUGCGGCCCCUCAGAGCUCUGUCCAGAUUCGAGGGCAUGCGGGUGGUGGUGAACGCUCUCAUCGGCGCCAUCCCCUCCAUCAUGAACGUGCUGCUGGUUUGCCUCAUCUUCUGGCUCAUCUUCAGCAUCAUGGGGGUCAACCUGUUCGCCGGCAAGUUCGGCAAGUGCGUGAACCGGACGGGCUUCAUCCACAGCUCCCUGCUGGUCAACAACAAGUCGGACUGCCUGGCCAUGAACGACACGCAGUACUACUGGACCACGGUCAAGGUCAACUUUGACAACGUGGGACUGGGCUACCUGUCCCUCCUGCAAGUGGCGACUUUCAAAGGCUGGAUGGAGAUCAUGCACGCAGCUGUUGACUCCAGAGGAGUGGAGGAGCAACCCAUCAGGGAGGUCAACCUGUACAUGUACAUUUACUUUGUGGUUUUCAUCAUAUUCGGCUCCUUCUUCACCCUCAACCUCUUCAUCGGCGUCAUCAUCGACAAUUUCAACCAGCAGAAAAGAAAGUUAGGUGGACAGGAUAUUUUCAUGACCGAGGAGCAGAAGAAAUAUUACAACGCUAUGAAGAAGUUAGGAAGUAAAAAGCCACAAAAGCCAAUUCCAAGACCUGGGAACAUUCUCCAAGCCUUCUUCUUCGACCUGGUCUCCAAGCAAGCCUUCGACAUCAUGAUCAUGAUGCUGAUCAUCGUCAACAUGCUGACCAUGAUGGUGGAGACGGACGAGCAGUCGGAGCGCAAGGAGUCCAUCCUCAACAAGAUCAACCUGGUCUUCAUCGUCAUCUUCACAACGGAAUGCCUCAUCAAGAUCUUCGCCCUGCGCUGUUACUUCUUCACGGUGGCGUGGAACAUCUUUGAUUUUGUCGUGAUCAUCCUCUCCAUCGUGGGGAUCGUUCUUGCUGACAUCAUCGAGAAGUACUUCGUCUCUCCGACCCUGUUUCGAGUCAUCCGCCUGGCAAGGAUAGGACGUGUGCUCCGACUCAUCCGCGCAGCCAAAGGAAUAAGGACUCUACUGUUCGCCUUAAUGAUGUCCAUGCCGGCGCUGUUCAACAUCGGCCUCCUGCUCUUCCUCGUCAUGUUCAUCUACGCCAUCUUUGGCAUGGCGAACUUUGCCUAUGUGAAAAAGCAAGACGGAAUCGACGACAUGUUCAACUUCGAGACCUUUGGGAAUAGCAUGAUCUGCCUUUUCCAGAUCAGUACCUCGGCAGGCUGGGACAACCUCCUGAGUCCGAUAAUGGCCAGCUCCCCGGACGAGUGCGACGUUAAUUUUGUCAACACCGGCACAAACACCCGGGGGAACUGUGGCAGUCCCUCCAUGGGCAUCGCUUUCUUCGUGAGCUACAUCAUCAUCUCCUUCCUCAUCGUGGUCAAUAUGUACAUAGCCAUCAUUCUGGAGAACUUCAGCGUGGCCACGGAGGAGAGCACGGAUCCGCUGAGCGAGGACGACUUCGAGAUGUUCUACGAGGUUUGGGAGAAGUUUGAUUCCGAGGCCACGCAGUUCAUCGAGUUCUCCGUGCUGUCCAACUUCGCCGACACCCUGUCCGAGCCUCUGCGCAUAGCCAAGCCCAACAAGAUCAAACUGAUCUCCAUGGACCUCCCCAUGGUCAGUGGGGAUAGAAUCCACUGCCUGGAUAUCUUGUUUGCCUUCACAAAGCGGGUCCUGGGAGAGUCCGGCGAGAUGGAUGCCCUCAAACAACAAAUGGAGGAGAAGUUUAUGAUGACCAACCCCUCCAAGAUUUCCCACGAGCCCAUUACCUCCACGCUGCGACACAAGCUGGAGGAGGUGUCGGCGGUCAUCAUUCAGAGGUGUUACAGGAGGCACCUGGUCCGCCGGCACAUGAAGCAGGCCUCUUACCUCUACAGGCAAAUCAACUAUGAGACUGUAGUGGAUGUGGAGAACGCGCCAGAGACCGAGGGGCUCUUGGCAUCCAUGAUUCACCACUACGGUCUAGCGGGGGAGGACUUUCUAGAGACAACAGAGACCACGCUAAUGUCCUCGCCACCUUCUUACGACAGUGUGACCAGGGCAGCCAAUGAACUCUCAGAGUUCAUCAGACUAAUAUCCAGAGACUCCGAACGCGGGGAUCCUCGCGAAAACUUCGAGGAAACCUUUCUUUGAGAUCGGAAUGUGUUGUUUGAAGUCAUGGUCAAAGAGAUUUACCUUCCAACGAGUGCAGUGUUCAAUUAAAACACCCGUGCGGAACAUUAAAACACCCAACCCGAUACAACAAUGUAGUACCUCAACUUACGAACUCAAGUGGUUCUGGGACGUAGCUAUCUCAAAGCACACUGAAAUGAAGUCAAAUCAAUUCAAAACAGCACCAUACUAGCAUGUAAGGAAAAACUGUAUAAAAACAAUACAACAGAAUGUACCUUUCACAACGACGGUAGUUUUCAUGGAAUAAUGAGGUCCGGCGGUGUCUCUUUCCAGCUGAUCCUCUGUCAAUCUGAUGUGUAGUCCUGGUCUCGUCGUACUCGUCCGGACAGAAGGGUGACACGGCAGUGCGGCUGGAUCAAAAGAGAUGAGUGGCCUUGUGGUUAGAGUGUCCGCCCUGAGAUCGGUAGGUCGUGAGUUCAAACCCCGGCCGAGUCAUACCAAAGACUAUAAAAAUGGGACCCAUUACUUCCCUGCUUGGCACUCGGCAUCAAGGGUUGGAAUUGGGGGUUAAAUCACCAAAAUGAUUCCCGAGCGUGGCCCCCGCUGCUGCUCACUGCUCCCUUCACCUCACCAAGGGGUGGAACAAGGGCAUGGGUCAAAUGCAGAGGGUAAUUUCACCACACAUAUUGUGCAUGUGACUAUCAGUGGUAAUUUAACUUUUACUUUACUGAAUUAAAAGUUGCUUUAUUACACGCGAGUGUCAUUUACACAGGACUGCAGUUCCUGGAGGAGGUCAAGUCAAAAAUGAGGCACUCCUAACUUGGAGAAGCCAAACCCAACAGUUUUAUAUUCCUCCUCCCUGUCUCUGGGCGUGUGCUAAGUCAGGACAGCACACCCUGACCAUAAAAAGGAGAUGUCGGUGUGUAAGUGUCUGGAAAGACAACAGAUGCCGGUCGUAUCUUAGAUGUUGACAUCAAGCUACGACUACUCAGUGGCCCAGUGGUUCGAGUGUCCGCCCUGAGAUCGGUAGGUCGUGAGUUCAAACCCCGGCCGAGUCAUACCAAAGACUAAAAAAAUGGAACCCAUUACCUCCCUGCUUGGCACUCAGCAUCAAGGGUUGGAAUUGGGGGUUAAAUCACCAAAAUGAUUCCCGAGCGUGGCGACCGCUGCUGCUCACUGCUCCCCUCACCUCCCAGGGGGUGGAACAAGGGGAUGGGUCAAAUGCAGAGGGUAAUUUCACCACACCUAUUGUGUGUGUGUGACUAUCAGUGGUACUUUAACUUUUAACUUUACUGAACCAGAAGUUGCUUUAUUACAAGCGAGUGUCAUUUACACGGGACUGCAGUUCCUGGAGGAGGUCAAGUCAAAAAUGAGGCACUCCUAACUCGGAGAAGCCAAACCCAACAGUUUUAUAUUCCUCCUCCCUGUCUCUGGGCGUGUGCUAAGUCAGGACAGCACACCCCGACCAUAAAAGGAGAUGUCGGUGUGUAAGUGUCUGGAAAGACAACAGAUGCCGGUCGUAUCUUGGAUGUGGACAUCAAACUAAACAUGUAGUCUCUUCUCACGGAUAGGGCCGUGCCCUUUGCAUACCAAGGUCCAAUUUUAUUGCCUUUUCGAAUCCAAUCCACACACAAAUGUCAGUACUAAAGGGCCCUAUGUUAAUAUGCGGCCAAACUGAAAUACCUACUAGUUAAACUGGUGGUUUGCUCUCUCCAAGAUGAAUAUAAACAUUCACCACAUGCAAAACAUAAUAUGCUUUUCAAUAUUUUCAUGGAUAAACGUCGGUUGUUCGGAUGUUAUUCUAACAUCCUUGGCUGGAGUUAGACUCGUUCUGCUUCUGAUUGAACAUAAACAUUCACCAGAAGCGUGUUAGAAAGUAUCCAGUAACAAACGUGUCCGCAUCAUUCCGCUGACUUAUUGUCACCAAAAAAACACUCCACUUUGAAUGCAUAAA
Molecule: messenger RNA, 8242 nt
Organism: Entelurus aequoreus (snake pipefish)
Lineage: Eukaryota; Metazoa; Chordata; Actinopteri; Syngnathiformes; Syngnathidae
Product: sodium channel protein type 4 subunit alpha B-like
Exons: 28
Coding region: 433-6309 (1958 amino acids)
Biological process (GO): neuronal action potential; sodium ion transmembrane transport; membrane depolarization during action potential
Cellular component (GO): axon; plasma membrane; voltage-gated sodium channel complex
Molecular function (GO): protein binding; voltage-gated sodium channel activity
Source: RefSeq, a predicted model, not a curated record